This is a messenger RNA of Neospora caninum, 1023 nucleotides long. Its product is annotated as putative DnaJ domain-containing protein. NCBI's taxonomy places the organism in Eukaryota, Apicomplexa, Conoidasida, Eucoccidiorida, Sarcocystidae. Bases 1 to 1023 code for a protein of 340 amino acids. The transcript has 6 exons. The record is from RefSeq and is a predicted model, not a curated record.
AUGAGGGAAAGAACUCUACCCCUCUUCCGCGGCCGGCGCCUGCCCCGUUUGUUGGUCGUCGUUGCCAUCACGUCCGCGUUGUGUUGUACCGCCCAUCAGACAAAAGAAGCGGGAGAAGAUAAGCAGGAAGAUUAUUACUCUAUCCUGGGAAUUUCGCGGCAUGCAAGCCCCGCCGAUGUAAAAAAGGCUUACCGCAAACGGUCACUGGAGAACCACCCCGACAAGGCCAGUCCAGACGAGGCUUUAGCCGCAGCAAGAAGGUUUCACCUGAUUUCCGAGGCGUACGACGUUCUAUCCAAGAUCCACACCCGCCGUCUGUAUGAUCUCUACGGGCACAACUUCCAGCAUAUGGAAGGAUAUUUUGAGGAGUUGCCAAGACGCGGCGGACGUGAGCUUUACCGUUACAAAAGAGGCGUCUUUCUCCUGUACGAACGAAAUCUCGACGGGCUGCUGGCAAAAUCCCAGUAUACGUGGAUUCUUACUUUCGUGCAACCCGGCUGCGGAAACUGUGAAAGAAAUGUGCCGAUAUACUCGCAACUCGGAGAAAAGACGAUGGAAACCGAGAACAUCCGACUGGCAGUUGUGAAUUGCCUUAUGUCGAAUUUGUGUCACUACUUCGGCAUUCACCAUCUGGGACAGGUCUUCCUCUUGCCGCCUGAGCAGGAGGGCGGUGGCUACUGGGACAAACGCGAGUACACCGGCCCUCUCCGUGCAGAUGCACUCCUAGCGGCUGCAAAACAGAUUCCGGCGCCGAACAUGAAGGAGGUGGAGAGCGACCGAGCGGCGGAGAAGCAACUAGCUGGAAUCGCCGGUGUCAAGCGCCCUGCGAGCUUAGAGCGAGUUCCAGCGGCAGACGUGGCGUGGAUAGUCAACUACUACAAACCGUCCUGCAUGUCCUGUCGACAAGCAAAGUCGGAGUUGCGACAGGUGUCGCACCAGCUUCGGGACAGGCUGACAAUCACUUUCGUCAACUGCGGUGAGUUGGGUUUUCUUCUGCUUUGUUUCGGAGUCAACAUCGGGUAG